AUGUUCAAGAAUUGUAAAAGUGCGACAGAUAUUUUUGUAAAACUUCUAAAUCCAAUUAUUGAUCAUAUAGUUGAUCAAAGUAAUUUAUAUGCGACACAAAAUAACAAAACACUUAAGUUAUCUGCAGAUGAGUUAAUGGGCUUUAUUGGAAUUAACUUUUGCAUGGGAUAUCAUAAGUUACCAUCUUAUAGACACUACUGGAGUACUGCAAAAGACCUACAUUUACAAGUAAUUUCCGAAGUUAUGAGCAGAGAUAGAUUUAGCGAAAUUUUAUCAAAUAUUCAUGUAAAUGAUAAUACCGCGAUUCCAGCAAAUAAUAAAGAUAAACUUUACAAGUUACGUCCAAUGAUAGAUUCGUUAAAUAAAACAUUUUCUGAAGCAUAUAAUGGAACACGCGAGCUUAGUGUGGACGAGUCAAUGAUAAAGUUUAAAGGACGUAGCAGUAUAAAACAAUACAAUCCUAUGAAACCUAUAAAGCGCAAAAAUGAGGCUCUAGAACGAGAGUUCGAAGAUUUCAAUCUGGGAGAAAGAAUAGUGCUAAAGCUAACCAAGCCAUAUUGGAAACAGUCCCGACUUAUAUUUUUCGAUAAUUACUUUACAUCUAUAAUAUUACUGGAAAGAUUGAAGACAGAACAGACGUUGGCAUGUGGCACCAUAAGAUCUAAUCGGAAAGGAAUGCCAAAUAAUUUGAUGAAAGAUUCUACAAUUGCACGUGGGGAAUACGACUGUCGUUUUUCUACUUCUGGUAUUGGUGUAUUCAAGUGGCGUGAUAAUAAAACUGUGCAUUUCGCAUCUAACUAUCACGGAAACGAAGUUACAAGUGUUCUAAGAACGAUGAAGGACGGUUCAAAAUUAACAACAAAAUGUUCUCCCGUGGUAAAAGACUACAAUAAUUUUAUGGGAGGUGUCGAUUUAGCGGAUAGAUAUAGGUCAUUGUACAAUGUUGAUCGGAAAUCAAAUAAAUGGUGGUUGAGAAUAUUCUGGGAACUCCUCGACAUUACAUUUGUGAACGCCUACGUCAUUUACUGUGAGAUGUUCGAUGACACGGAUGUUUUGGAUGUACGUCGAUCCAUCGCACUUGGUCUUAUGACAUUACGCAGUUUACCAUCAAGAAGAUCAGUCAGUUUGAAAAGAGCAGCUCCUAAAACCCCAACAACUCGCAGAGGAAAACAGUUAUCCAAUACAAAGGAUGUUAGAUUAGGAAACAGAGGAAUUCAUUGGGUGGUCUACGGUGCCAAUAGAGGGAGGUGUGAACUGUGCAGUACACGGGGAAUUGAGUCGAGACCAAAAUCUAAGUGUUCACAUUGUAGAGUAUUCUUGUGCAGUAAUGAAAAUAAAAAUUAUUUCAAUGAGUAUCAUGAAGUAGAAACAGUUAACAUUUGA
This is a messenger RNA of Rhopalosiphum maidis (corn leaf aphid), 1383 nucleotides long. Its product is annotated as piggyBac transposable element-derived protein 3-like. NCBI's taxonomy places the organism in Eukaryota, Metazoa, Arthropoda, Insecta, Hemiptera, Aphididae. The transcript has 3 exons. The record is from RefSeq and is a predicted model, not a curated record. The coding region runs from base 1 to 1383 and encodes 460 amino acids.